Molecule: messenger RNA, 1831 nt
Organism: Cucurbita moschata (crookneck pumpkin)
Lineage: Eukaryota; Viridiplantae; Streptophyta; Magnoliopsida; Cucurbitales; Cucurbitaceae
Product: aldehyde oxidase GLOX1-like
Exons: 1
Coding region: 77-1747 (556 amino acids)
Source: RefSeq, a predicted model, not a curated record
UUGCCCAAUUGAAUCUUCUUGGUUCUUUCUUGUUCUUUAGUUUCAUCGCCGCCCCAAGAUCGUUCUUUUAAAAGAUAUGAAUAAGCAGUCGGUGGUUCUGUUCUUCUGCCAUGUGUUGCUCCUCGCCGGAAUGUCUUUUUCCCAUUCCACCUGCACCGGCUACUGGACACUUUUGCAGGACGCCAUCGGCAUUUCAGCCAUGCACAUGCAGCUACUCCACAACGACCGUGUCGUCAUGUUCGAUGGCACCGACCUUGGCCCAUCGAACGUGUCGUUCCCCAAAGCAAAGUGCUCAAGAAUCUACAAUGGACGUCGAAUCGGGUUCGAUUGUACUACUCAUUCUGUCGAGUACGAUGUCGCCACCAACUCAUUCAGGCCACUCGCUAUUCAGUCAAGUAUGUGGUGCUCGUCGGGUGGAGCUGUGCACUAUGGCGCUCUGGUUCAAACUGGUGGUUUCAAAGCUGGCGACCGGACCGUCAGGAUCUUAAAACCGUGCCGAGGAUGUGACUGGGAAGAGAUUCCGAUGGGGUUGCUCACCCGCCGGUGGUAUGCCACCAACCACAUUCUCCCCGAUGGCAGCCAGAUCAUAGUCGGCGGCCGGAACAGCUUCAGCUAUGAAAUCUUUCCUAAACCUGCAUCGUUUUAUUGGCAUUUGGCGGAGACUAAAUCUGCAGCCAAGGCAUAUAGUUUGCCGUUCUUGGUGCAAACCAACGAUGGCGAAAUCGAGAACAAUUUGUACCCAUUCGUGUUUCUUCAUAUCGAUGGGAGUUUAUUCAUAUUCGCUAAUAAUCGAGCCAUCUUAUUUGACUACUCCAAGAACAGGGUUCUUAAAGCCUUCCCGGAAAUUCGUGGCGGCAAUCCGAGGAAUUACCCGAGUACUGGAUCGGCUGUGAUGCUUCCGUUGGAUUUGCAGGCGAAAUCCAUUCAAGUGGAGGUCAUGAUCUGCGGUGGAGCUCCAAAAGGAGCUCAUAUUAAAGCUCGCAAUGGGGUUUUCGUCAAAGCACUCAAAACUUGUGCAAGAAUCAAAAUUACCAGUCCAAACCCCAAAUGGCUUAUCGAGAUUAUGCCACUUCCCAGGGUUAUGGGCGACAUGUUGUUGCUUCCAAACGGCAACGUUUUGCUGAUCAACGGCGGGUCCUUCGGCACCGCCGGCUGGGAACUUGGCCGGAAACCGGUACUGAACCCGGUUCUGUACCGACCCAACAAACCACCCGGUGCAAGAUUCGAAAUGAACGCCCCGAGUAAAAUCCCCCGUAUGUACCACUCGACAGCGAUCUUGCUUCGUGAUGGCCGUAUUCUCGUCGGUGGGAGCAACCCGCAUCCGGUUUAUAAUUUUUCCGGCGCACUUUUUCCGACGGAACUGAGCAUAGAAGCAUUUCAUCCUUCAUAUCUUGACCCUCAAUUCUUGGCCUUACGUCCCACAAUACUAACACCAUGGUCUCAAAUGAUGCUUCUCCACGGACAAAGUUUCAAGGUGGAGUUUACGGUGAUCGACGAAUUAGACCCGACGGAAGUGUCGGUAACCAUGUUGGCUCCGCCGUUCAAUACCCAUUCGUUCUCAAUGAACCAGAGGCUGUUGGUGCUCGGCGUGGGCAAUGUGACGACGAACAUAUGGCCGGAUCUGAAGUAUGAAGUGGAGGUUAGCGCUCCUGUUGGCAGUAAUAUCGCACCGCCUGGGUUUUAUCUAUUAUUUGUUGUUCAUCAGUGCAUUCCCAGUGAGGGCAUUUGGAUUCAAAUACUUGGAUAAUUGAUUUCGGUGUUCCAAUUCUUUUUCGAGGUGGAUUACUGUUUUUGUUCAUAUUGGUUAUAUUCAUUGUAAUUUGCCUUCAUA